This is a messenger RNA of Saccostrea cuccullata (small rock oyster), 663 nucleotides long. RefSeq names its product E3 ubiquitin-protein ligase TRIM31-like. The transcript has a single exon. The coding region runs from base 1 to 663 and encodes 220 amino acids. Gene Ontology annotation, molecular function: zinc ion binding. Lineage: Eukaryota; Metazoa; Mollusca; Bivalvia; Ostreida; Ostreidae. The record is from RefSeq and is a predicted model, not a curated record.
AUGGCAACCAGUAAAUUAGUAAGGUUUUCUUUGGGUUCAGCUCAACAACACAUGUACAUUCCAACGUGCAAUAAACACCAGGAAUUUCUUUCUACAUUUUGUGAAGACUGUGAUGAGUUCAUUUGUUCUAAAUGUGCUAAAGCUGACCAUAAAGAUCAUAAUUGGAAUAUCCUUUCCACGACAGCUAGUCACACGAGAAGAAAACUGUCUACAUUUCUCAAGAAAAUCUCAGAUAAAAGACUACCAAGAAUAGACGAAGAAAUUGAAAAAGCUUCAAAACUGAGGAAAUAUAAUCAGAAUCAGUGUGAAUCAGAGAUAAAGAAACUGUUGGAACAUUGUGAUGAUAUCAUAGCAAGAUUGCUUAAAUUGAAAAAUCAUCUCAUAGACAAACUUCAAAACAAUCUGAGAGAAGCGCUUGAAAAAUUACAUCAUGAAAAAAAUUAUCUAGAAAAAAGCAGGAAGCAAAUUGAGGAUUUAGUAAAAUUUCUAAAAGAAAAGAACACUACCAUGUCUGAUUACAGGUUGAUUGAUACCUGCAGAGAACUUAAAAAACUUUCUGAAAAAGAGUCUGAUAUAAUGAACUUUGAAUAUUCAUUAAGAUAUAAACAAAAAGAAAUCAAUGAAGACUUAUUGGAGGAGAUCAGUGAAAGAUUUGGGACUUAA